AUGGCCGGACUCUCAAGCUGUUGUUUUCUCUAUCAGGCCUUCAAGUUAUUUGCACUGGCUAUGACUGAUGAAGGCCCUGGCAUGCACCAACGAGAAUCUAAACUGUGGAAUCCUUGCUCUAAGGUCCAAGCCAACAUCAAUGAGGAAAAGUUGGCAGCUCUCCGCAGAUCCUUUGAAGAGGUGAAUUGGGAUGUGGAGUUGAUCCGACAACUGAAGAAGGAAGUUGAUGGGGACUUGGUUGUGCUAGAAGGACAGUUAGCUAAAAUGCAUAGCAAUAUGCGAAUUGAGGAUCACAAUCCCUUGAAUUAUGAUUGUGGAUAUGAAUAUGAGCGACAUCUAGACCGUUGCAAUGAGAACGCACAAAUCACCACAUUCUUAGUGGUCGUUUGCAGUGUUUUGGUUGGUGUUGCACGGUGGGCUGGCAAUUUGCUCAUUGCUAUGUUGCACCUUAUUCUCCGGAUGGCUUGA
This is a messenger RNA of Serpula lacrymans var. lacrymans S7.9, 468 nucleotides long. RefSeq lists its product as uncharacterized. NCBI's taxonomy places the organism in Eukaryota, Fungi, Basidiomycota, Agaricomycetes, Boletales, Serpulaceae. The record is from RefSeq and is a predicted model, not a curated record. Bases 1 to 468 code for a protein of 155 amino acids. The transcript is spliced from 4 exons.